Molecule: messenger RNA, 4838 nt
Organism: Ylistrum balloti
Lineage: Eukaryota; Metazoa; Mollusca; Bivalvia; Pectinida; Pectinidae
Exons: 4
Coding region: 259-720 (153 amino acids)
Biological process (GO): sleep; positive regulation of voltage-gated potassium channel activity; regulation of synaptic transmission, cholinergic
Source: RefSeq, a predicted model, not a curated record
GGAGCUAGCUGACUAGUUACUGCCGACGGUAGGGACACUGGGUAGAGCUGUGUUCACAACGAUAUGCCACCAGGGGGCGGGCACUCGUCAUGAGGAGGUGAAACACGGAUUACUAAAGUGUAAAAGGGAUGGUGUAGUCUGUGUGUUGUGUGAUACGUGUCCCCAGGCUGGAUGACUUCAUUAAGUGGGGAGGAUUAUAACUUACCUAAGGUCUGUGUGUGUGACCCGGAUGAUGGGGAAAGACAGACGUAACUGGACAUGGGUAUUCCGGCAGUUUUCUACCUUACGCUUACCUCACUUCUAAUCAUGGUCUACUUUGUGUUUGCCGGGGAGGAGGAUUGUUUAGCACUAGACCGGAGUGACGGUCCAAUUCAGUGUUACGAUUGUCUGUCGUUCUCCACCAUUGAUAACUACUGUGGCGACCCCUUUAAUGAAACCAACAAGGGAGUUAAGACAAUUUCAUGUUACGGUUUCUGCGUCAAAUGGGUCCGUAAUGUCCGCCCAGGUGUGGUGCGUUACCAGAGGACCUGUUCCUCUAACUUGACCAUCACUAUGAACAUUAACGCCGUGUGUAUAGCCGAGUCAAGACCCCGAACAGGCAAUAUCUGUUUCUGUGAAAAAUGGAAAUGUAAUGCCGGGACGUCUUUAAAACCUGAAACUCACGUGCGAUCCCUGAUGACGUUUAUUACCCUAGUAAUACUUCUCACUUGCUUCCGAUAGAGGAGAAUGCACGUGUAGACAAAAUUCACUUGACGUGCAGAUUGGCACUAUUAAUGGCCUUUGUGUAUAAAAAACUGUCUGCUAAAAUAUAGAAUUCCUGAUUGUUUUAUGUCAGGUAUCACGUGAUAAUAUGGCGGGAACGAUUAUUUAACAAUACAAGUGUUUAAUGUGAUACACGUCACGUGAUUACCUGUUCCCAUCAGGUAAACAGGAUUAUAAUGUGAGGCACCUUCGUCCAGAAAAGUGAUGUAACCUAACAUCUCAAAAUUGUUUUUGAGAAGUGAGAGCGUUAUGGAAUGUAUAUAGCUCUGAUUCCUUUUAGUGGAUUUAGUUUGAUAGAGUUUUCCACCUUCCUUGAUACAUAAUACAUACACUUUUCAAUUAUGACGAAUGAAAUGUAAUUUCCAUUACGUCAUACCGAUUAUGACGUCACCAUGUUACGGGACGGUUUUGUUAUAACCGGAUGUGACGCAAUCGGAUGUGUACUUAUAAAGUGUGAUGCAACCACUUGUGGUUACGCGUCCAUUCAUGAUGUUCAUGUUUGGUUGGUACCGGAUGUGACGCAAUGAAUUAAUCAACCUCUUUUUUCUUAUAUUUGGCAUAAGAAUUUAAUAGGUCACCUUGUAGAACAACUAAUGUAUCAAUAUUCACAUUUUAAAAAUUCUUUUUUUCCUUUCGGUAGUUACAAUGAUAGGUAUAUUUAAUUGUCACCUGAACAUGUGCACAGAAAUUUGAUAAAUAUAUCUGUUUUUAAACAAAUAUUAAAAUCACCUUCUUAUAUCUAAAGUUUACAUUUCAAAAUAUACUGUUAAUUCUCUAAUGAUAGUUCGUCAUCGCCUUUCGAGUUAGCCAUAUCCGGAGACGGUUUCGUGAUUAGUUGUAACAUUUGGUCGUUAGCCCUACCUUCUUCCGAUCUAUGAUAAAUGGGCGUUUAAUUGAUAAAAUCUUACCAAUUAAAAAUCACUAAAAUAUUGUUCCAUUUGAAAUAUUAUUCAGGACUAUUUUAUACAGACAUCUUAGUCAAGUCUUAUGUAUUAAGAAAUAUCACACAUUUUUGCCUGAAUCUCGACUGGAUGAAACCACAAACAAAAUAUUUGAGCAUGUUUUUUGUCAACCUUGAACCAUUUAGGGAGUUUGAAAUAAAAGACAAGAUGUUUCCAUGGCAUCUACUGUCUUUAUUUCCACCGUUAUAACGUCUAUCACAGUAAAAUGAUGCGUUAAAGCUUGAAAUUCCUCCGCUGCUUAGUAUCGAUUGUACAGACCGGAAAUUCCAAGGGCUAACAAAAUCAUAAAUUCUUAUGACUAAAGUAUUUUAAACCCGAAAAACUUUCGGUUUUGGAUCUGACUCGAAAGGUAGCUAUGGAUUCUCAUCCUUUUUGUCUUUCCGUUUUCAUUAUUGUCCAUUUUUCUCCCUUGAGGUUGAGCGAGGGAAGAAAUGUUUGUGAAGCUGCUCUGGUAGAUUUAACAGUAUGAGAGUGUGUGUUUACAUACAAUAUAACCUGUAUCCUAAAUACGUUUUUUCACGUCAGUUUCACGAAGAUGGAAGGCACACCUUUCAUCGCAUGUGAACUAUACAUCCACUGUUUUACGUUGUAUUAUGUACAUUAAUUCAGACGACACUUUAUUCUUUUUAUUAAUUUUGAAUUUAUAUAGUUGUCAUGGGCGCCUUGUGGUAAUCUCAUUAGUAUUUACAGGCGCUAAAUACAGUAUAUCAUUAUCGUAUGUUUCAUAUUGCUUAUUUGAUUUUGAAAAUUUUAAAUGCAUGAUUAGAUAAAAAGUGAUAUAUGUGUACAUAUAAAUCAGAAAACAGAGCAUGCAAUGACACGUGAUAGAACUACAUGUAGUGUCCGUAACACAUUGACUUCAUCACCGAACGUUUCACAUACCAAAAAAACCUCACGAGAGCCCGUCAUAGGGUGACGUCAUUGAAACGUCAUAUAUAGACCUGGUCGUAUUUCAAAUCAAGGGCAAUAACUCUGAAAGUCUUGCUAUCAGAAAUCCUUAAACUUAGCUAUAAAUUAAGAGAAUUUUCUUAGAUGUGGGUGUUUAAAUCAGAUAAGUAACUGUAAUUAAAUUCAAGCCGAGAUGAAUCGUUCAAACAGACGCCGAUAUUAGAACUUAAGCUGAUAACUCGUCAAAGUGAAACUUGUUCAUCAUAGCGGGACAUACAGGCCCACUCAGAAAUCGUCAUAAGUGUGUUUUAGCAGGGUCCGUGACGACAUGACGCUAGCUUGGAUUUCGUCAUAAAUGGAAUCGGAGAAUAUCCGUCUAUACUGGUGAACAGUCAGUUAUUUUCCACCAAUAUGAUUACGCAUAGUUAAAGUUUCUGAUGACUCGUUGUGUAAAGAAAGCUCUUGACUUUUGUGUUUUAUAAUACCAGUUGUGACGGUGUUUAUUUUGAGUAAGACUUUCAGCCCUUAUCAGACGGCAUCGUUUGGUGCAUAUUCGCUAUAGAUUCGAGAAACUAAUAGAAAAAUCAGCAUCAUCAUCAAUUCAUAAUUCAAAUCGUCAUUAAAAAAAACAAAGAUGAUGUUCUUCCAUUGUUCCAAUCUUCUUUGUUGAUUAUAUAAUACAGCGUUGCUAUGGUGACGGAUAAUCUGUACACAGGGUGUGGUUUUGUUGACACUCCAAAGAUUAUCCGUCAUAGCGAGCAUAUUCCUUGUACGUAGAGACGUAGAAUUGUUAGAUAUCGCGAAACUGUUUUUCUUUCUUUUGUGUACAUAACAAUGCCUCUGCGAUUCGACCACUUUAGUAUAUGACUAUAUUUGGUCCGUUUACGUCAUGUGACGUAUGGCGAAUGGUUAGGUCCUCUAUAUAAUUCGGAUUAUUUGGUCUGUGUGCGUCAUGUAACGUAUAUAUAAGACUCUGUAAUCCGGAUUCACUGGUCUGUGACGUCAUGUGACGUUCAAAUUUCGUACAUUUUGGUGUUUGUACACAAUGGGUGUAUUUGUUUGUUUGCUGGCAUUGAUGCUUGCUUCAAAUAUUCGCAGUUGGAGUUUUUGAGUCAACAUAGUGUUGCUGGUAUGUAGUCACUAAAACUUUUCAACUAGAACUUGUAUCACUAAUAAUGUUUAGUUAUUCUAUUCAUCUUCACGAUGUACACACCGAGAUGUACGUAUAUCUUUUCCUGAAAUAUUCUCUUUUACGAAAAAAUAUUCUUUUCCUAUUAUAUAAUCAAAUACGUUAUCGAAAUUGCAUAUCCGGAAUAUUUCACCUUUUUUUUUUAGACAAUCCCUAGAAAGAUAUAUCGUGAAUAGAAGGAACAGUAAAAGUGAAGCAGCGUUGUUUUAUAUCAUCUUUGUUGGUCUUUGCACUUUACAUUUCUCUUUGUGAUAUUUAAAAUACCGUAGUAAUAUAAAUAGGAUAUCAUAAUACAGUAUAUAUCAGUAAUUAAAUCAAUGUGGGUUGUCCGCUGGAUGCUGGAGAAUCUCUGACAGCUACUUUCUUGCUUUAAAUUGUCUCUCAUGUUUUUAAUCUGAUUUUGGGACUCUGUGCAUUGAUGAUGAAUAUAUGAAUGAAAAGAGAGAGGGAGAGAGAAAGAUUAAUGGAAAAAAAACUACAAAAUUGUUUGUCAAAUUAAAAAAAUUAACAUUAAAUUUAAGAUAAUUUAUACUGGGCACCUUAAAUAUCUUUCCGGUUGUAGAGUCGAGCUUAUUUAGAUGAUACUUGUGGGAUAAUCUAUAUAUCAAACACAAUUUAUAAGUGUUUUUUUCAAAGUUGAAAAUUGUCUUGGCAAAACAACAAUUUCAUCAAUUUUAUCAUUUAAAUGUAUUGACAAUGCGUCAGUACAGUCAUUCAGAUUUUUCCCUUUUCUUUUUCUAUAUAAAUAUUUUAAUUUCGGGAUUGGAAAGAAUCUUUAAUUUUAAACAUUUUUUGAUAUUACUGAUGGAAUAUAUUCAAUCACUGAACAGUAACACGUUGUUGCGCACUUUCGGUUUUGACCGGAAGCGCAUAUUAGCGAUGUUAGCCUCGUUGUCGAUUAAGACUCGGGAGCAUUUGGUUUGCUUUCGCUAACACAUUUAUCUCAAUUAUAUGCAAUCUCUGUUCCUAUAUUUGCGUGUCAUUUGCACCUAAAUUAAUUGUUUGUAAGGCAUUUUCAUUAAAAUCAAAAGAAUUGG